UGUAGAGUGUGUUUAGGGCAUGAGGCGAUAGUUUGGCGGGCGGGUCGAAAAGGCUGCAUGUCGGACGGGCAAGAGUGGGUUGGGCGGGAUGUGAAGCGGCCAGAGACGACGAACAAGCGAGACCUUGUCCACUCGAGACCUCAAUGUGAACAGAGGGCAAUCUACAAGAGGAUUUGGAACGAUGCGAUCGCUAUGAAGCCUGAUUCACACUAUUUGAGAUGCGCAGUACUGACGCAUUAUCCCUAUUCUUCCCACCGAUUUCGACUCGUUCACAGGCCUCUUCAUCGGCUUCGACGUCACAGUCAACACCAACAACGGAUACGACGGCGACUGCAUCGGACGUUUCUGGACGCUCUACAAGCAGGCCGCCGAACCCUACGAGAAAGAUGUCGGGUCUAGACCUCUUGAUCUCGGCCGCCCGACCCGCCUCAUCGUCCCCUACUCCGCCGAAACAACCUCUACCCGUCAGUCCCGCAUCGACGGUGAAUGGCAGUGGCGGAAAGAGCAAUGGCAAGACGGCGCAGAUGCCCAACAUCCUCAGCGCGUCUGUUCCUGCGGCUCGACCGAUGCUCAGUCAUGGGUAUGUUACGACGACAGCGCUACCCACGACCAGCACGACGGCGAGCACGGUCGGAGGGAGUGUCUCGACAAGACGAUCUUCGGGCAAGAAUGAUCAGGCGAACAAGGCGCCCGUCUUGUUCGACUUUAGGACGACGGAUAAAUCGCCCUCGUCGACAAGGAAGGCCGAUCCAGCUGCCGGGUCUGGCAUGUCGCUACUGAGUCAAGGGCUCAAAGAUGGACCUAGCCCGUCGGCCAUCCCGACAUCGUCUUCCCCGUCGACGCGUCAACCUUUCCCUCCUCCUGUAGCCAGCAACAACGCUGCGGCGAGCGGGAUCCUCCGACGUACGAGCACGUCAGGUGGGAAGAGCGGUCUUUACUCUCCCAUGCCGGCGCCUCGAAUGCGUCCACGGGCGUUGUCAAUGCAGAUGAAGAUCAAGGGCGAGAUCUUGCCCGAUGGCGCUUCAGAUGACGAGGACGAGGAAGACGAGGGCAUGGUGGUGGACGGUGACGAGUCGAGCGAACGUGGCAAGGCGGUACCGCUUGGGACCGGGUCGGGUGGGAUCAAGGGAAAGAGAAAGGGGAUGGUGUUCCGCUGUGAAAGUUGUGCCAAGGUGUACCGUCAUCCGAGUUGCUUGAGCAAGCAUCGGUGGGAGCAUUCACCUCACUGGGCAAAUUCCAGCAAGCUGCUGCUAUCAAAGCAUCAGCAGGUGCAGUUGCUCGAGGCCGCCACGAUUCUGGUCCACCUGGAUCCGGGCAAUCCCGCCGGCCAGGGUAAAUCGCUGCCAGAGGACAAGAGUCUCUGGCCUGCAGCAGUGUCGCCCGCUUUCCGUGGUAACAUCAAACUACCCUCGCGAGGGAUGUCCAAGUCGCCCAACAUGGUCGCGUCACCUCUGCCUGGUACCGCCGACAAUCAUGUCCGAAGGACCUCGCCCGACGACUCUUCCUCAUCCACAGAGUCGUCCGAUCGUGCGCAGUCGGUCGAGGCGGACAGCGGAUACUCGAGUGGUCCUCAACACGGUCGUCUGCUCGAUAUUGGCGAAACGCCUCAACGUCGAGGGUCUCAAUUCGGUCGCGCCUCCAUCUCGUCUCCCCUUGGACAGAGCGUUGGCUCGAACGGUCAAGGCAGUCUGCCCGACUUCAACGGGUUCCACAUUGGUUCUCCACGCCGGUACCCUCUCGGAACGGCAGCCAACACUGGUUCUCCGCACAGCAACGGCGCCAAACCCCAGUCGUAUGGUCAUUCGUACAGCUACGGCUCGUCGCACACCGCCCGCGCCGGUCUCUUCAGCCCGUCCUAUUCACCCGCCCUCGGACUCCCUCAAAGUUCGCUUCGAAGCGGGACCUUUUUGGAGCGACACGACGAGGACUCGGCAGAGGAAGACGAAGACGACUCUUACCGCGAUCGAUACAACGGCGGUCACGGCGCCCAGAAGCAGAACGGCGGGUUUGCCAGUCGAGGUCAGAGGGAGAUGAGCCUCGACGAGACCAGUCCGAGCCCGGACGGUGACGACAUGGACAUGGCCGUCGACAUGGAGAUAUGACCUGAGCUGGGGCUCACACACGAAAGCCCUCAGCUCCGCCAAAUCAUCCUCAUCUCUUUCUGGGGUACAUGGAUUCAUUAGCAUCAGUCUGCACAUUGCUGAUGUCGUGACUUUACCGGUCGGGAUCCGAAGCACGUGUGUCAGUGUAAUGUACAACAGGACUUCUCUCUCAUUCUCCGUCUUCAACAUCGAAACGCUCUCCACCUUGUAUAUACGCCGCACAGUGGCAUUCUGCGAGGUUUGCAUGUAUGUACACGAAUCAAACAGUCAAAUUUGCAUCCAGGCAGUCGCUUAAUUUAUAACUCGACGAGGGAACUGGUAUCGAAAGCGAUCGUUUGGAGUGAGAGUGGUCACAAAUCGCA
Messenger RNA from Filobasidium floriforme, 2464 nucleotides. RefSeq lists its product as uncharacterized. Lineage: Eukaryota; Fungi; Basidiomycota; Tremellomycetes; Filobasidiales; Filobasidiaceae. Bases 219 to 2102 code for a protein of 627 amino acids. The record is from RefSeq and is a predicted model, not a curated record. The transcript is spliced from 4 exons.